This is a messenger RNA of Eimeria tenella, 2205 nucleotides long. RefSeq lists its product as uncharacterized. Lineage: Eukaryota; Apicomplexa; Conoidasida; Eucoccidiorida; Eimeriidae. Gene Ontology annotation, molecular function: protein binding. The transcript has 12 exons. Gene Ontology annotation, biological process: maturation of SSU-rRNA from tricistronic rRNA transcript (SSU-rRNA, 5.8S rRNA, LSU-rRNA). The record is from RefSeq and is a predicted model, not a curated record. Gene Ontology annotation, cellular component: nucleolus; small-subunit processome; 90S preribosome. Bases 1 to 2205 code for a protein of 734 amino acids.
AUGGGCCAAGCCCCAGAGACGGGGCAAGCAGACAAAGUCCCAAUUCUGCAGCAGCAGCUGCAGCAGCAGCAACUGCAGCAGCAGCAACUGCAGCAGCAAAUGGAGCAGCAGCAGCUGCAGCAGCAAAUGCAGCAGCAGCAAACCGCCAAAGAGGGGUUUAAAAAAGCUGACGGAGAGCUGCAGCAGCAGCAGCAAGAGCAGCAGCAGCAGCAGCGGCAGCAGCAUCGAGAGCAGCAGCACAAAGAGCUGCAGCACAAAGAGCAGCAGCAGCAGCAGCAGCAGCGCUUCGCCAGCUUAAAUUCUUCGAGCGCAGCAGCCUUCACCAGUUUCCUCCUUGCGGCGCAGCAGCAGGAGCAGCAGCAGGAGCAGCGGCGGCAGCAGCAGCAAUCGCAGCACCAACCGCAGCCGCAGCAGCAGCAGCAGCAGCAUAAUUUUUGCUUCUGCAGAUGUGUCUUCGAGCGGCAGCGGGACCGGCAGCGCCGCAGGAAGCAGCAGCAGCAGCAGCAGCAGCAGCAGCAGCAGCAGCAGCAGGAUGUGGUGCUGCUGCAGGACUUCGAGUUCCCUGCUGCUUCCUCCAAAAUCCGAGUUAGCCCAGACCUCAACUACAUCGCAGCCACGGGGGUUUACCCGCCCCAGGUGCGGGUGUUUGAUGUGGGGAGUCUGGGGCUGAAGUUCCAGCGGGGCCUCGACAGCGAACCAAAAGACAUUUAUUUUUUAUCCGAAGACUUUUCCAAAUUUGCAAUUUUGGAAAACAACAGAUGGAUUGAACUCCACGCGCAGGGAGGCAGGCACCACAGGCUGCGGGUGCCAACUGAAGGGACGAGUUUGACUUACCUGCCGUGGUCCGCCACUCUCUGCUGCAGCAGCAGCAGCAGCAACCCGCGCCCCUCCUCCCGCAACAGCAGCAGCAGCAGCAGCAGCAGCAGCAGCAGCAGCAGCAGCAGCAGCAGCAGCAGCAGCAGGGUUUACAUGCUAGACCUCGAGUCUGGCCUUUUUCUCGAGCCUUUAAUUUGCUGCUCCUCUGUUGGCUUUUGCUGCUGCCAUUCGGAGCUGCUGCCGCUGCUGGCAGUUGGAGGCGAAAAAGGAAUUUUGGAGUGUUUCGACAUCCGGACGGGGCGGUCCGCGGCGGUGUUGCGCGCGGGCGAAGUUUCGAGCUCAGUCACUGCAGCAGCGUUUUCUCCAACUUCUUUAGAAAUUGCGAUUGGCACUUCAAAUGGAUUAUGUUUAUUAUUUGAUUUGCGAUCUCCGAAGCCUUUGGGGGCCUUCAGCCACAGGAACUUCUCCCCCGUCAACACGCUCCAGUGGCUGCAGCAGCAGCCUGCAGCAGCAGCAGCAGCAGCAGCUGAGGGGAACCCUGCAGCAGAAGCAGCAGCAGCAGCUGCUGCUGCUGCAACCAGCAGAAUCGCAAGCUGCGACGGCGUCUCCAUCAAAGUCUGGACACCGGGCAACUCCGACAGCAGCAGCAGCAGCAGCAGCAGCAGCAGCAAACUGUUGGCGAGCAUCGAGGCCCCUCUUGUGUGGGAAAACCCGAUGGCGCCCCGCAACGACAAGGAGGAGCAGCAGCAGCAGCAGCGGCAGCAGCAGCAGCAGCAGCGAGUUGUCCGCUUUACUUCAUUUUCUGUUUUUGGAAAUUCGGGUUUAUUCCUGGCCUCGACAGACCACAGACAAAUGGCAGCAUACUUUGUCCCUUCUCUAGGCCUCGCCCCCAAGUGGUGUUCCAUGCUGGACAGUUUGACGGAGGAGCUGGAGGAGCAGCAGCAGCCCGGGAGCGCAGCAGCAGCAGCAGCAGCAGCAUUUUCUUCGCUGCAGUUCUUAACUGAGCAGCAGCUGCAGCAGCUAAAUGCGCAGCACCUCAUUGGCAGCCCUUUAGUCACUCGUUAUCUUCAUGGCUACUUCAUUGCCAAAGAACUCUAUGACCAACUCAAGGCAGCAGCGGAACCCUUCGCGUUUGAGGCGUACAGACAGCAGAAAAUCAAAGAGAGACUUGAAAAGAAAAAGACAAUGCGCAUACAGGUGCGGCGGAAGCUGCCAAAGACAAAUGCCGAAUUUGCUGAAAAGCUGCAGAGGACUUUGGAGGCCACGAAGGAUAGUAACAGCAAGAAGCAAAAACGGGACGCAGCAGUUGCUGCUGAGCUGCUGCAAGACAGCAGAUUUAGCCGCUUGUUCACAAACCCUGAUUUCCAGAUGGAGCAGGAGACGCUGUAA